UUCCGAGUUUGACACAGCUUCGUUCACUGACGUAACGCGGGAGUGAUUUUCGGACACUACAGCAGUUGCUUUUAGCAGCUGAAAGUGCAAUUUUCUCGAAAGUACACAGACGCAAGAAGAGCCAAAAAGCGACGAUGAGUUCAUUGCGCAGCAAGUCUGCGGAUGAGCUCGCCGAGCUGCUCGAUGAAUACGGGAUAAAACACGGACCUGUAGUUGACUCCACCAGAGGUCUGUAUGAGAAGAAGCUGAAAGAGGCCAUGGCCAAAGGGAAACCACAAAGACCUUCGCCUGACCGAACUUACUACCGAGAAGAAGAGGAGGAAGUCACCUACGUCCACAGAACCCCAGUCAGGAAUGAGUCUUCGGCAGACAGCGAACUUUACAGGAGGCCAAGAGCAGAGCAGACCGAGUGGGAAUUUGGAACUGAGAAAUUUGAUUCAAGUUCUUCAUGGCCAGUGGCUGGGUACAGAGGAAAAGAUUUUGAAGAGAAAUUGUAUUCCAGCUCUUCACAGCCAGCGGCUUUGUACAGAGAGAGAGAUUUUGAUGAGAAAUUGUAUUCCAGCUCCUCACGGCCAGCGGCUUUGUACAGAGAGAGAGAUUUUGAUGAACCUUACACGUACACACCAUCCACUUACAGAAACAUUUCUUUGAAGCAAACAGCCAAAUCUGCUGAAAACCUUCCAGGAGAGAAAAAGUCAUCUCGCCUCAUCCCACUAUGGAUUCAGUUCGUUGUCUUCUUCCUGGUUGUGGCAUUUUUCUUCUAUUUUGUUUUUUCCAACAUGGAGACAACAGUAACUGACCCCUUUCAAAAAAUUGAGUAAUAUUUACACAUGCAGGGGUUUUUUUUUUUUUUCCCCAAUCAAGGGAUUACUUUUUUACUACUCUUAUUUUGGACUUUGCCAAACUUUGUACUUUACACAGUUGCAUUUUAUCCACUUCAUUAUGCUGAAUAAAAAUGUGUCAUUAUCCAUCCUGUGACAACACAUUAAUAAUCCAGUUAAAACAAGUACAGUUGUAUGUAAAAGUUUGGGCACCCCUGAUGAUUUCCAUGAUUUUCCUUUUUGGUUGUUUGGAUCAGCAGUUUCAGUUAAAUAUAUCAUAUAGCAGACAAACAGUGAUAUUUGAGA
This is a messenger RNA of Thalassophryne amazonica, 1127 nucleotides long. RefSeq names its product emerin-like. Lineage: Eukaryota; Metazoa; Chordata; Actinopteri; Batrachoidiformes; Batrachoididae. The record is from RefSeq and is a predicted model, not a curated record. Bases 135 to 821 code for a protein of 228 amino acids. The transcript has 9 exons.